Lycium ferocissimum is the source of this 1841-nucleotide messenger RNA. Its product is annotated as putative pentatricopeptide repeat-containing protein At3g23330. NCBI's taxonomy places the organism in Eukaryota, Viridiplantae, Streptophyta, Magnoliopsida, Solanales, Solanaceae. The transcript has a single exon. Gene Ontology annotation, biological process: RNA modification. The record is from RefSeq and is a predicted model, not a curated record. Gene Ontology annotation, molecular function: RNA binding; protein binding. Bases 34 to 1455 code for a protein of 473 amino acids.
AAUUGUGAUUACUAAACUGACAUAAAUUCGGUUAUGUUCACUCAAUCCCAAUUUAAAACAGGACCAAACUUCCAUUCCGUAACUAACAUAUUUCAUCAUUUUUGCAACUCAAAGAAUCUAAAAGCCAUUAAAGUAUUUCAUGCACAUUUAAUUACAACAGGAUUACUCUUCAUCUCCCCUAAUCUUCAGUUCAAACUCAUAUCAUCAUCCACAACUUCACUUCAAACCUUAACCAAUUUUUUCAAAUUACUCAAACCAAGAAACCCUUUGUUCUUAAAUUCAAUUCUUUCCCAUUUUUCCCAAAAUGGGUAUCAUUCUUUAUCUCUUCAUACAUUCUCUUUUAUGCAUUUUAAUUGUAUUGACAUUGAUUCAUACACGUUGUGUAGUUCCAUUACAGCUUCAUCUGGUGUGAAAAAUAUAAACUUUGGGGAAAUAAUUCAUACCCAUGUGAUAAAAUCAGGUUGGUUAUCUAGUGUUUAUGUGGGGUGUGCUUUAGUUGAUUUGUAUGCAAAAUCUUUGUGUAUCAAGAAUGCAGAUAUGUUGUUCGAUGAAAUGCCUGUGAAGAAUACAGUGUGUGUAAAUGCACUUCUCUCUGGUUAUUCUGAAGCUAAGAUGUGGAUAGAUGGACUGGCAUUGGUUAGAAAGAUGUUAUCUUUAAAUCUAUGUUGUGAUAAUUUCACUUUUUCGGCUGCUUUGCGAGCUUGUGUUGGGCUAUCUGCUUUUGAAUUGGGUAAGCAGGUUCAUGGAUGUGUUAUUCGAAAAGUUGAUGAUGUGGAAUCUGAUGUGUUUCUGCAAAGUUUGUUGAUUGAAAUGUAUGGAAAAUGUGGGUUGGUGGAGAAAGCUAGGCAUGUUUUUGAUAUGGUCGGGUUUAGAUGUAGAGAAAGAAAGAAGGAUGUUGUUCUGUGGACAUCAAUGCUCGGUGUUUGCGGAAGAAAUGGGAAAUUUGAAGAAGCGAUUAGUCUUUUUAAUGACAUGGUAAUGGAUGGAAUUAAACCAGAUGGUGUAGCGUUAUUGACUGUUCUUUCCGCUUGUAGUCACACUGGCCACGUAAAUCUUGGAAUGGAGUACUUUGAAUCAAUGGCGUGUAAUUACAGUUUGGAACCCAGCCCCGAGCACUAUAGUUGUGUGAUUGAUUUACUGUGUCGUGCAGGUGAGUUGGAUAGAGCAUGGAAUUUAAUCAACGACUUAUCUUACGAAGAGAAUGGUAAUUUCACUGUUACCUUGUGGGGAGCCCUGCUUAGUGCCUGCCAUAAUUUUGACAAUGUCGAACUAGGUAAAUUAGCUGCUCAAAGGGCACUGGAUUUGGACCCUCAAAACGACGGUGUUUAUGUUCUGCUAUCGAACAUGUAUGCCAGGAAUGGCAUGUGGAAUGAAAUUGAGAUGUUGAGGGAACAAAUAAAAGAGAAGGGAUUAAAGAGAGAUAUAGGACAUAGUUUGGUAGAUAUCACUGGAUGAGAUAAAGGCAAUGAUCAGAAAUAAGCUACAUUCCUCUUCUCAUGGAUUCGUUUAGUCAAAAGAAAUGGUUUAAGAGGUAUCGCUGGCACAGAUUGUGAGGGCCCUUGUUGUUUCCAUUUUGUAAGAUACAUAGCUAAAAGUGAAGUGAUAAAGACUGCCUCUUCCAUCUCAAUAAAGAGCUACUUGAAAGAAAUCGUUAUUCUACUGAACUGGAGUUCUAGAACUCAAUUUUCAUUUAAGCUCUUUAAAGUAUUUUUGGACUUGAAAGGAUGAAUCGAUUUCUUUUUUGUGAAGUGACAACAUAGAAAGAGGAUUUGGGCUGGGCCAUGAAUUUGAAAUGCUCGGACUGGAUGAGAAAUAUAAGGAGAGUUUUAUAGCAAUGAAAG